AUGUCGGCAGACUCAAAUUCCGCUGCUGCUGCGGCACCUCCAAGUGCGCCGGACUGUGCUGCUGAGGAUGAGCCUGAGAUCGCAAACAAUGACGGCACAAUCGAAGAGUACUACUCGAAAUAUGUCCCUGCUCCUGACGGCAUCGAGGACAUGGAGGUGUACACUCCAGGAGGUUUUCAUCCCAUCCAUCUCAAUGACACAUUUCAGAAUCGCUACACAGUCAUUCACAAAUUGGGCGCUGGAGGCUCUGCAACAGUGUGGCUAGCGAGAGAUAGUCAGGAUGAACGCUACGUGGCUCUCAAGGUCGUAUCUGCGUCAAUGUCCGGGUUCGCUGAAACUGAAGUCGCCACUCACAAGAGACUGCGAGCCAGCAUUGGCGAAUCUGCUCUUGGCGGAUUCGUAGUCCCCCUUCUGGACGAUUUCUGGAUCGAGGGUCCCAACGGUCGACAUAUGUGUCUGGUGCAGAGCGUGUGCGGUCCAAGUCUGAAUACUUUCCGACAGUUUCGGCUCAUGAAGAUUCGGCCGGACCUAAUCAGCGGACUAUGUAUGCAGCUUGUUCAGAGUCUCGCACAGCUACAUGAGGCCGGCUUGGUCUAUGGCGACCUCAGCGGAGGCAAUGUCGCUUUUGCUCUGAAGAACCUGGAUCACCUCUCGGUUGAAGAAGUCCUCGAAACUCUCGGGCAGCCAGAAAGCUAUCCUGUAAGGGUCGCACGGAAGUCGGAUACCGACUGGGCGGCAAAGCAUGGCCCUCACACAGUAUAUGACAGCAUCGAGUUCACCGUGGGUGCCAGCCUGGAUCUGCUCAUACCUGAGGUAAAGUUGAUCGACCUAGGAGGCUCCUACUUCCUACCACGAGAAUUCGAGGAGGAUGGAGCAGCAUUCACUGAGAGCUACGCAGAUCCAUCUAGCCUUGGUUUCAACGAUGCCGCCGACCAAGCCAGCGAUAUUUGGGCCCUGGCUUGCAUUCUCUUCGAGAUGCGAUCUGCCACGAUUUUUGUCGAGAACAUUGGUGCUGGCGUUUUCUCGCAAGUGCUCGAUCGGAUAGGCCCCCUUCCCAAAGAAUGGCAAGACGAUGCUGAGAAUGCUGAGGUUGCCGCACAUGUCGAGGAGUCCAACCCAGUAAACGCGAGCAGGGAAGCCUCAGCACAACCCCAGUCAAAACGCCAAUCAUUCAUGCUCGCAGUCAACAAAAUCACAGGUUUCACCAAGCUCAAGCAGCUCUGCAACGCUGUCUUGUCAUGGGUCGUGAGGAAACCCUCCGCGAAAACAAAAGAACAGACUCGGUCCGACAUGGUCUACAUGUGGGACAGUCGAGGUGACGACAAAACCCUCCAUGGCCAAAUCAGGAACAUCGGAAACUGGCAUCCGUGGCAUAAACUCACCAUCGAGCAGCGUCGCGCACGUCUCGAGGACUACAAUGCCGUCCUGGAGGACAAGGAAGACACCAGUGACAAGGCGCUCGAUCGCGGUCCCCCGGGACAUGCGGCUUUGUCAGAUGAAGAAGCGGCUGAUUUCGAGGAUCUUUUGCGGAAGAUGUUCACUUGGGAACGCUCGGAGAGAAUCACCAUCGGAAACGUCCUCAAGCACCCCUGGUUCAACAAGAAGUAUCUUGUUGAGGAGAGUGGUCCUUGGCUACAGUAUUACUACUAUGGUUGCGGUUAUAGUGCCUUUGGUGUGAGAUACAUCUAG
Molecule: messenger RNA, 1689 nt
Organism: Cyphellophora attinorum
Lineage: Eukaryota; Fungi; Ascomycota; Eurotiomycetes; Chaetothyriales; Cyphellophoraceae
Product: Serine/threonine-protein kinase SRPK
Exons: 1
Coding region: 1-1689 (562 amino acids)
Biological process (GO): spliceosomal complex assembly; protein phosphorylation; regulation of mRNA processing
Molecular function (GO): ATP binding; protein kinase activity
Source: RefSeq, a predicted model, not a curated record